AUAUUUAUUUAUUAUUAUUAUAGCUUCUGUUUAUUUCAAAAAUAACAACACACAAAUAUGGCCUUUACAUUGUGGACACUUUUUGAAGCAACACUAUUGUGUUUAAAUGCUGUUUGUGUACUUCAUGAAGAACGUUUUCUCGUUAAAAUUGGAUGGGGUGCUCAACAAAAUAUCCAAGGCUUUGGUGAAACUCCAACAGUCAAAUCACAAUUGAUGCAUCUUGUAAGGUCAAUUAGAACAGUCACAAGAUUUCCAUUGAUAUUUCUAAAUAUUCUCACGAUAUUAAUUAAAUUGGUGCUUGGAUGAUAAUGAUGAUAAUGAUGACACCAACAAGCCAACAAUUAAUCCAAUAAAAACAUCAAUUUUUUUUAAAUAAAAAAUAAUAUCAAAGUCGUUUGUCGUAUGUACAUAAAUCUCAGGAUAAUAUUUUACUAUUUAUAUUAAUUUUAUUUCGUUUUUUUUAAAUAUUUUUUUUCGAGUUAAUAAACAAUCAGUAAAAAACUAU
Molecule: messenger RNA, 505 nt
Organism: Aphidius gifuensis
Lineage: Eukaryota; Metazoa; Arthropoda; Insecta; Hymenoptera; Braconidae
Product: immediate early response 3-interacting protein 1
Exons: 3
Coding region: 58-306 (82 amino acids)
Biological process (GO): endoplasmic reticulum to Golgi vesicle-mediated transport
Cellular component (GO): endoplasmic reticulum membrane; COPII-coated ER to Golgi transport vesicle; Golgi membrane
Source: RefSeq, a predicted model, not a curated record